UCUCUCUCUCUCUCUCUCUCUCUCAUCCACAAUCCCACAUUGUGCAGAAAUGAGUGCGUUCAGUUUCAGAAGCAUCGCAUUCAUGCUUGUACUUGCAUUUCUGGUUUGGUCGUCAAAUUUCGACGCUUGCAUGGGGAGAAGAGGGCGGCAUUGGAGGCAGAACAGAGCAUCCUCUGCUUCUCUUUCAAAGAAAAAAGGAAAAAGUAGCCAUGGCGGCGGCGGGGGUAGCCACCACCACAGUGGUAGUGGAUCAAAACCUAAAAGGGCACCAUCUCCACCUCAAAACAAGGCACCAUCGCCACCUCAAGUUCCCAAGCCAAUAGAUGACACUCCACCAAGUUCUCCACAGAAAGGUUCAUCCACUUUUAAUGUGCUAGAUUUUGGUGCUAAGGGUGACGGCAGUACCGACGACACCAAGGCAUUCCAAGCUGCAUGGGCCGCUGCUUGUAAAGUUGAGGCAUCAAAUAUCAUUGUUCCAGCCGGUUACCAGUUCCUCGUGGGUCCCAUCUCAUUCUCCGGCCCAUACUGCCAGAAAAACAUCCUUUUCCAGCUGGAUGGUACGAUAGUAGCGCCAACGGACUCGGAAUCAUGGGGCAAAGGUCUGUUCCAAUGGCUUGAAUUUACAAAGCUAAAUGGAAUCACAGUACAGGGAAAGGGAGUGAUUGAUGGAAGAGGCUCAUCUUGGUGGCAAGACACUCCCUAUGGAGACCCUAUAGACGAUGAUUUCAAACUCAUUGUGCCACUAAACAGCUCAGUCCAACAACGCCCGCCAAUGCCGAUAAGAAGCCAGCUGAGCGGGAAAAUGCCAAGCAUCAAACCGACGGCAUUGCGGUUUUAUGGGAGUUUUAAUGUGACGGUCACAGGCAUAACGAUUCAGAAUAGCCCUCAAUGCCAUCUCAAGUUCGACAACUGCCAGGGAGUUCUGGUCCAUGAUAUGAGCGUCUCGUCCCCUGGGGACAGUCCCAACACUGAUGGAAUUCACCUCCAAAACUCCCAAAGAGUGCUCAUCCACACCACCACUCUUGCUUGCGGAGAUGACUGUAUUUCCAUACAAACUGGAUGCACAGAUGUAUACGUACACAACGUGAACUGUGGACCAGGGCAUGGAAUCAGCAUUGGAAGUUUAGGAAGGGACAACACGAAAGCAUGUGUUUCAAACAUUACCGUUCGAGACAUCAUUAUGCACAACACCAUGAAUGGUGUCAGAGUCAAAACAUGGCAGGGUGGAUCAGGCUCUGUUCAGGGAGUGAUGUUCUCAAACAUUCAAGUUUCUGAAGUUCAACUCCCUAUUGUGAUUGACCAAUUUUACUGUGACAAAAGCACAUGCAAAAACCAAACAUCAGCUGUGGCUCUGUCGGGGAUCACCUACGAGAGAAUAAGAGGAACAUACACCGUAAAACCAGUACACUUUGCCUGCAGUGACAGCCUACCCUGUGUAGGCGUAACACUGAAUGGCAUAGACCUGAAGCCAUUGCAAGAAAAGUAUCACUUGUACGACCCCUUCUGCUGGCAGACGUUUGGGGAGUUGAGAACCCCGACAGUCCCACCCAUUGGUUGUUUACAGCUUGGCAAGCCAUCGAGCAACAAAGUUAACUCGGAUCACGAUGUGUGUUGAGAUUUUUAGUACUAAGUAUACAUAUGUAUAUCUGAUGACGAUGGUGUAUUCACUUUGUGUGGUCGGCAAGAUUUCCUGACCCCUUUCGCACCAUCAGCUUGCUUGGUAAUUGGUAUAGUGUGUGUAUAAUUUGGCAGUCCUAGUUUUACAGGAAUUCUUCAUCAUCGUUAUUAAAGGCUUACAUUUAUAUCCUGAAGUUUUACAAGGUAUCAUCAUUGUAUUUUCAUCCAAAAGAACAUAAAUUACAGAACUUCCAUUAA
Malus domestica (apple) is the source of this 1875-nucleotide messenger RNA. Its product is annotated as polygalacturonase At1g48100. Gene Ontology annotation, molecular function: polygalacturonase activity. Gene Ontology annotation, biological process: carbohydrate metabolic process. Lineage: Eukaryota; Viridiplantae; Streptophyta; Magnoliopsida; Rosales; Rosaceae. The record is from RefSeq and is a predicted model, not a curated record.